GGAGGAAUAGAACAAGAGAAGCUUGAUUCAUAUGAUGUACAUUUCUAUGCACCUUCAAGGGAAGAAGUAGAAGAGGAGGUUAGAAAACAAGAGUCAAUAAAAUUGGAGAGGCUAGAUACCAUUGAGAUGGAUACAAUUGAACAAGGCAUUGAAAGCUAUGGUACAACGGUUGCAAAGGCAGUGAGAGCCAUCCAAGAAUCAAUGAUCUCAAGCCACUUUGGGGAAAAGAUCUUAGACGCUUUGUUUGAUAAUUUUGCUAGACUUUUGGAUGAUGAAUUGGUCAAAGAGGACAUAAAACCCAUCACUUUUGUUCUGGUUCUUAGAAAAAUAUGAAUAUUUAGAGGGAAAACGAAAGUUGAAGAAAAGAAAAUAUUCUCAAAGUGUUAUUUAAUUCGCACUACUAACAAGCUACAUUACAUGUGUGUUUAAAUUUGCAGCCAGUGACCAGUGAGUAUCUAUCUAAUUAUUGUGAUAGUUUUUGCUUCAAGUGUGUAUGUACACUAUUUUAUUAAUUUCGUGCACCAAGCAUAUAUAGCGGGACUGUGAGAGUACUUAGCAUAUUUAAUACUCUAUUAAUUCU
Molecule: messenger RNA, 580 nt
Organism: Arachis ipaensis
Lineage: Eukaryota; Viridiplantae; Streptophyta; Magnoliopsida; Fabales; Fabaceae
Source: RefSeq, a predicted model, not a curated record